CAUACCAAAAUUUCAGUCUUAUAUUCAGUGCUUUGUGGGCAUCAAGCAGAUUUAGAAAAGUAUCAGUGGACAGUAAAAGUGUCUUAGUGUCUCCUCCAGCCUUGGAAUAUUCAACAGAUCUCAAGUCCCUCCGUCCAACCAAUUGAAAAUGAUCAUUCAGAGAAAAAUCGAUGCACUGGAAACGGUUGACAAGCAACUUGAUUUUCUCAUGGAGGUUAAAUAUAUGACUGAUGUUGUGAAUCGCAUCGCUAUACUCUUUAAUAUUGCAAAGAUCAUAGAAAAAGAUAAAGAACAGAAGAAGGUUCUGAAACAAGAGAAAAGUAAGGCCUACAUUGAAUUACUGGAUAGUAUUUUGGAGAAACUACACAGAUGCCUACCUCAGAAUCUUGCUGUUUUGAUGUGGAGCCUAGGAAUGAAUGGAGAAAAACAUAAAAAACUGCUCCAACUCUGUGAGAAAAAGAUCCUGUCUUGUGGCAUGUCAGUUUUUAACAAUGAAAACAUCUUUCAGAUUUUGAAUGGAUGCGCAAACCUCAACAUGACAAAAAGUCCAAUAUUUCCGAAGUUUGAACAAGCCUUUUUAAAUGGUGAUGUUAAAAUUAGCGAUCUUGCGGAUCAUCAUCUGUCUGGGAUAUUAUAUUCAUUUGCCAUAGCUGGUAAUGGUUCUGUAGAGUUAUUUGAAGCUUUGUUGGAAGAAUUUCUGUCAAGAGACAUGACUUCAAUGAACAGUCACCCUAUAGCAGAGUUUGUCUGGUCAUUUGCAAAGAAGGAACAGGAAGCUGAUGAACUGUUUGACAAAGUUGAGGCAGAAGUAAUAAGCAGAGACAUGAUGGAUCUAAACAAAACUGAUUUUGUUAAAAUUCUAUGGGCAUUUGGGAAAGCUGAGAAAGGUAGCAAGGAAUUUUUCCAGUCAUUGGAUCAUAAAAUUGCCUCCCUGGGUGUGAUGCAUUUAUGCAAUGCUGAAAUCUUGGAUAUUGUUUGGAGUUUCAGUAAGAGACAUUUUUCAGGAGCGAUAUUUGAUGUUGUCAAGGAUGAGUUGUUUCAACGUGGUGUUCAAACACUCCACACACAUGAACUUGUGUUGAUCCUACUUUCAUUCUUUUCUGCUCAGAGACAUGAUGACAAAUUAAUCAGUGAAAUUGAGGACGUGUUGUGCAUUAGGAGUGUAAAACAUAUUGCCAGUGCUCAGUUAUGCCAGCUUGCAUGGUGUCUGGCAAGAACAGAGAAGUCAGAUAGUGGGCUCUUUGACUCAAUUGAAGCCGUAGUAUCUCAGCGUGGCAUCAGUGUGUUUUAUAAAGAAGAAAAACUGUUGCUCUUGCAAGGAUUUGUUGAGGCCAACAAAGGAAGCAAAAAGUUUUACCAACUUUUAUGUUCUUCACUUUUAGCCAACAAAUUGUCUGAUUUUAGUGAAAGAGAUAUACAGCAAUUUGCUUGGUGUCUCUCUCAUGUAGAUAUUGAAACAGGAGCAAUCUUUGACACCCUGGAAAAAGAAAUCUUCAAUAAUGAGAAAUAUCAGUUUACUGAGAAGCAGCUGAUUUCUAUAAAGAGGAGCUUUGAAAAAGUUGGAAAAGGAACAAAGGAACUGUUUGAAUUUGAAUUGUAAGGUUAAGUAGAAUGCUUUAUUCUGUCUUUUCUCAACAAAACCAUAAGCAAAAGGAACCUAGAAGGAAUAAAGGGUGAAGCCCACCUGCUCUCCUUGGACACACCCAUUUAAUGUUUCCUUCAGAACUUACUGAUCAAUCAGUGGUUUAAAAACAACAACAACAACAACAACAAAAAACAGUGAGCUAAUUAUGAUAAUGAAAACAUUAGAGAUUCAAAUGUAAACCAUUUUAGCAAAAGGGUGUUUGAAGGGCUCAGUCAGAAAACAGGGGGGAAGGGGUGGGGGGAGAUGUUGUCCUCAUUGUGUACACCACUGCCAAACAUGUUUUGUGACUCAAUCAUCUUAGACUGGCAACUGUAAUUUAAACACUGGUAAUAGUCAAAGUAAGACGAACUCAUAAUUUGCCAGUAUACCUGCUGGUAAAUAUUAAUGAGUUUCCAGUAUCUUAUCUGUCAUGAUCAAGUGGACCUUAGCUACUGAUUUAAUGAAUGAUCAUGUGAUGCAGAGGUGCAGAACAGUUAGUAUGUGUAAGUUUUUGUCAUUGAAAUACAAUAAUAAGGCAAGUUUGAGCAAAAUAACAAGAUUUGUCCAUAGCAAGCUGAGAGCCAAAGACUAAACGAAAAGGUGUAGCAAUUUAUUCUUGUGCCAGACUCUGUCAAAUUGUGAUAUCUUUCAAUUGUGGACUUUUUAUUGGAGCAGUAUUCGUAGACCAUGCAGGAAACUCUUGACUCAUGAAAAAGAAAAAAAACUGUACCAGUGAUAAUUUUUAAUAGCCCAUUUCGGAAUUACGGUUGGUCUCUAUUUCAAAACGAGGCCUGGUGCUCAACCAUUCUUGUGAAAAUGAGUUUAAUUUGCAUGUGAAUGAAAACUUAUUAUCUUAUGAGAGGAUGAGCACCAAGACU
Stylophora pistillata is the source of this 2502-nucleotide messenger RNA. RefSeq lists its product as uncharacterized. The record is from RefSeq and is a predicted model, not a curated record. Lineage: Eukaryota; Metazoa; Cnidaria; Anthozoa; Scleractinia; Pocilloporidae.